Lytechinus variegatus (green sea urchin) is the source of this 1357-nucleotide messenger RNA. RefSeq lists its product as uncharacterized. NCBI's taxonomy places the organism in Eukaryota, Metazoa, Echinodermata, Echinoidea, Temnopleuroida, Toxopneustidae. The transcript is spliced from 3 exons. The coding region runs from base 159 to 830 and encodes 223 amino acids. The record is from RefSeq and is a predicted model, not a curated record.
GCGCGGCCGGCGGAGAUAUCGAGACUGUGGCCGGCCGUGGGUGUGCAUAUUGUUCGCUGUUUGCAUACUCCGUACCUAUCGAUUUUGACUUUGUUGGCAGUGAUUGUAAAGUUUGUUUGCUUCCGUCAUACUCUGUUAUUGAUAUUAUAAGGAGAGGAAUGACGGCCCCGGCUCAGAGAGAAGAUGCGCUCGAUCAACAAGACUUGAUUAUGGAUUUUGAAUCUGAAAAUGUUGAUGGCACCGAUAGUGAGACUGAGAGUGAUGAGACGAGCAGCAGUAGUGAUAGCGAUGGAGGCGAAGCUGAUGACGGGGAGAACCGGCAGCUCGUCGAAUGGGAUUACGAGCCCUUACCCCGUGGUGAGCCGGGGCAGAAUGUCGGGGAUGCUGGGCCAGCUAAUGCUAAUCGACUUCUGGAAAACGUCGAUAAUUGGUGUACAUGUGGAAGGUGUCGUGUGCACCCUUCUUUCAACGAAGGAGAUUGUUUGUGCUGCAGGGAAGCACCAGAGGUACUUGGAGAGGCUGACCGACAGGGAGCACGCUGUCUGGUGGAAUCAGAUGAAUUCGAACCUGCCAUACUUAAUGCCACAUCGCUCUAUAUUGGUUGGCUGGAAUAUACAGAUCGGUGGCGUCGAGCAGCGAGAGGUUUCGGUGAUCGCAAUAACGAGAAAUACCGAUAUGUGGCAUAUCGGAAAGUGGUGAGAUGGUGUUGGGGCUGGCUUGGAAAAGACAUCAGGGUACAACUGCCUGCAUGCAUCCAUGCUGCUAUCAUGGAAGCCUAUCCAGAUGGAGGGGAUCAGUACAAGGGCACCAUCCUACGUCGCCUAAGAUGAGCUUAAAGUCAAUUACCUGUAUGUACAUUCCAACCAACAAUAAUUGCUAUAGCACUGUAGCUGAAGGUCUGGUUCAUUUUGUCUAUGAAAUCAUGAAUCAUCAUUAUUAUUUAAUUGUGACAUACAUUGUAUAUUUUUCCUGAAGAAUGUCAGAAAAAACAAGAUGUGUACUAUCAUAUAUAUAUUUGUUUUAAUUUGUUCAUCUACAUGUACAAGCAUGUGCAUGUGAUCACAUAAUUGCAUUGUUGCCCAAUCAUCUAUUACACUCUCAUUUUAUAUACAUAGCAAUACACACAAGUUAUGUGGAUGUAAGAAUGUUCUAUAUAUGUAUUUAUUUUUAGUUCAUCAAUAAAGAUUUAGUGUGUCAGUGUAGACUACCAUUUGUAAGUGAGCAUUUUGUCCUUAAAACCUUCAUGGUUUGCAUGGUUGAGAUAAAUUACUAGUACCAAUCUCAUAAUCUGUAGUCAUAUCUUAAAUUGUGUCCUUACUCUUUUUCAUACGUGAUUCAGUAAUUCAGACUCCAUAUU